Molecule: messenger RNA, 1324 nt
Organism: Zea mays
Lineage: Eukaryota; Viridiplantae; Streptophyta; Magnoliopsida; Poales; Poaceae
Biological process (GO): regulation of DNA-templated transcription
Cellular component (GO): nucleus
Source: RefSeq, marked provisional
GGGCACCACCAGCAAGGACCAAGACAGAGCACAGCGCAGCUCGUCGGCCUCUCGACGCCGGUUGCUGCAACCACCGCCUUUAUUGCCCACGCGGGCCGUGCGGAAGAAGCAAGAAGACACGCCAAUGGAGGUCGCCGCAGCAUCGGCAGCGAGCUACGGAUUCAAGGCCGACGACGACGUUGACAGCCUCAGGGCGACGGAGCUCAGGCUUGGCCUGCCGGGCACGGAGGAGAAGGAGGAGGCCGAGGAGCCCCAGCACAAGGCGGCACCGCCGCCGCCGUCCACGCCCAGAGGCAAGAAGCGCGACGUCGUCGCCAGCAGCGGGCCCGAGGACGCGCCCAAGAAGCGCGACUGCGAGACCGACGCCGACGCCGACGCCGCGCCGCCGCCGGCCGCCAAGGCUCAGCUGGUGGGAUGGCCGCCGGUGAGGUCGUACAGGAAGAGCUGCUUCCAGCAGCAGGCGGCGGCCAAGAACAAGCCGGCGGCAGCCCUGGCGGAGGAGGCCCCGGCCGCCGGCGGGUUGUUCGUGAAGGUGAGCAUGGACGGCGCCCCCUACCUCAGGAAGGUGGACCUCAAGAUGUACAAGGGCUACCGCGAGCUGCGGGAGGCGCUGGAGGCCAUGUUCCUCUGCUUCUCCGGCGCCGCCGACGCGCCCGCCGUCAACCCCUCCGACUUCGCCGUCACCUACGAGGACAAGGACGGCGACCUCAUGCUCGUCGGCGACGUGCCCUUCGGCAUGUUCAUCAGCACCUGCAAGAGGCUGAGGAUCAUGAAAGGGUCUGAAGCGAGAGGGCUCGGCUCGGCCAAGAACAACUGAUGAUGAGGCGUCUAUCGCAUGCUUGUGCUGUGCGUGCGUGCAUGCGCCAGCAAAUUCUUUUGUUCUUUUGGGGUCUUAUUUCUUCUCCAAGGCGUCCCUGCAUGGGUGUGGGCGUGUGGUGUUGAGUAUUAUGUACCUUCUCCCCUAGCAUUGUCUGUGCCAACAAUGGAGCAGCAGCUAGCAGCAAACCAGAGACAUGGCGAGGCGAAAGAUGAAGCUGCUUGCUUGGAAGGAGAGAGAGAGAGAGAGAGAGAGAGAGAGAGAGAGAGAGAGAGAGAGAGAGAGGGAAGCUUUGUGCAUGCGUGGAAUGAUGUGUGGUCGCUUUGUUCUUUUUCUUUUGUGCCCCUUGUAGGGGUGUGUGUGUGUGUGUUUAGCAAGACAUGCAAAAGGAGUGGAGAGUCGAGUUGAAUCUCCAUGAUGCGUGGUUGUACAAAGCCAAAGAUCACUCUUCUUUCUUGUCUAUCAGUCUAUUGUCUAUCUAUCGAUCAGCAGCCUGGUCGUUGCUUC